Messenger RNA from Trematomus bernacchii (emerald rockcod), 2312 nucleotides. RefSeq names its product vacuolar protein sorting-associated protein 4B-like. The record is from RefSeq and is a predicted model, not a curated record. Gene Ontology annotation, biological process: vacuole organization; endosomal transport. NCBI's taxonomy places the organism in Eukaryota, Metazoa, Chordata, Actinopteri, Perciformes, Nototheniidae. Bases 156 to 1460 code for a protein of 434 amino acids. Gene Ontology annotation, molecular function: ATP hydrolysis activity; ATP binding. The transcript has 11 exons.
GCGGAAGUGACAGUCCACUGUUUGUUGAUGCGGAAGCAGAAAGAGCUUUAAGAUGUUUUGAGAUUGACGUUGUUUUAAAAUAAAACAGAAGGCAACAGGAAAAAAUAGUUUAAUCGAACGUGAGAAGCUAUAGUUUGACGACAUAUCCAAAGCUAAUGGCCGGUAGUAAUCUACAGAAAGCUAUAGAUCUCGCCAGCAAAGCUGCAGCGGAGGACAAAGCCAAGAACUACGAAGAGGCCCUCAAAUUAUACCAGAAUGCAGUGCAAUACUUUCUUCAUGUUGUCAAGUACGAGUCUCAGGGUGAUCGAGCGGCGCAGAGCAUCAGAGCAAAGUGUGCCGACUACCUGGACAGAGCCGAGCAGCUGAAGGAAUAUCUGAAGAAGAAGGAGAAUGCUCCUCCGGCCAAACCUGUCAAAGAGUCUGAUGACAAAGGAGAGGAUGCUGAUGGGGAUGACGCUGAGAAAAAGAAGUUCCAAAAUCAACUCUCAGGUGCCAUUGUCAUGGAAAAGCCAAACGUGAUGUGGGACGAUGUAGCUGGACUUGAGGGGGCCAAAGAAGCCUUAAAGGAAGCCGUUAUCCUGCCCAUCAAAUUCCCUCAUCUGUUUCAAGGAAAGCGAACUCCUUGGCGGGGGAUCCUUCUGUUCGGCCCUCCAGGAACAGGGAAGUCCUAUCUGGCCAAGGCAGUGGCCACGGAAGCCAACAACUCCACCUUCUUCUCCGUCUCCUCCUCUGACCUCGUGUCCAAGUGGUUGGGGGAAAGUGAGAAGUUGGUGAAGAACCUGUUCACUUUAGCCCGUGAAAACAGGCCAUCGAUCAUUUUCAUCGAUGAGAUCGACUCUCUCUGCGGCUCCAGGAGUGAGAACGAGAGUGAAGCAGCGCGCAGAAUCAAGACGGAGUUCCUCGUCCAGAUGCAAGGUGUUGGAACUAAUAAUGAAGGAGUCCUGGUGCUGGGAGCUACAAACAUACCGUGGACAUUGGACUCCGCUAUCAGGAGAAGGUUUGAAAAGCGAAUCUACAUUCCUCUGCCGGAGGAGCACGCCCGCUCCUUCAUGUUCAAGCUGCAUCUGGGCUCCACCCCCAACGACCUGACGGAGGCAGACUUCAUCAAUCUGGGCAAAAAGACCCAGGGCUACUCUGGGGCGGACAUCAGUGUUAUCGUUAGGGACGCCCUGAUGCAGCCUGUCAGGGAGGUGCAGUCUACCUCUCACUUCAAGAAGGUGAGUGGGUCAUCGUGGAAAGAACCCGGCGUUGUGGUGGACGACCUCCUGACUCCAUGUUUACCGAGCGAUCCCAACGCCAUAGAGAUGAAGUGGAUGGACGUUCCUGGGGAGAAACUUCUAGAGCCAGUUGUGUCCAUGCCGUACAUGCUGAGGUCACUGACGAGCACCAAGCCCACGGUGAAUGAGGAGGAUUUGGGGAAGCUGAGGAAAUUUACUGAGGAUUUUGGUCAAGAAGGCUAAUAAUACACGUUCUAAUCAUCAAUGAAACUGCAAAUAACCCUUAUUUUCAAUGUCAGUUACGCUUGUUUCUGUUUUGCUACAAAAAUAAGACAAAGAAAAUAUUUCCCAGGGAUGUGAGCCAACAGAAAGCAAGCUAAUAUUAAGGUUUAAUUAAAGACAAAGUUGCUGUUUUUCCUGGAGAAUUGACUAACAACUUUAAUUGAGGAUUUUCUGCCAAUUAAAUAAUCAACUGUUUAUGUACUGUCGAUCACACAUUUUUCAAACUGCUUAUGUUUACAUAUUUUAUUGGUUUUAUUUGCAUGUCCAAGUGAUACUAUUCUUUAUUUGUUUAAGAGCGACCUGUAUCAUCACUGUUCGAAAAUAGCAGAUAAUGAUGCUGAAUUUGUUAAAUGCACAUUUUCAACACUACAUUCCUCUUCUUAUAGUUUAAGGGGGAUUAUAUUUUUGCUUAACAGAAUCAGUUUGGUGGUUGGCUUUAAUAAAUGGGUAUUUAUACUGUCAAAUGUAACAGUUACUCUUCUAAACAUUGAAAUAACCUUUUAGUAGCUGUUUGCAUUUCUCUAUAUACAAAUUGUCAUUAACCACUUUAAAAGGGCUUUCUGGUUUUCUUGUGAGUUACUGAAUUUUCACUAUUACAGUAUAGUUUCAACCUUUAAACCUUGUGUUCACUUUAUGUUCCUAAUCACUUUAAGAUCCUGUCAUUAUGCUCUGUUGGUUUGAAAUGUCUUUAUAUCAAGUUUCUCUUUCUUACUGACUGGUUAUAUAAAAGAAACUGGUUAUGGUGGCCUUUUGUUGUAUUCUAUAUGACAUGUUCUGUGAACGAAAGUCUCAGGGUUGAAUAAACAACUCAAA